AUGACUGGCUGGGAAGGCGCCUUCCCCAGCCCCUCCUCCACAGAGCCUCCCGUCUCCUGCCUCAAGAGCUGCAAAGCAGCCAAUUCAACACAAACGACGAAAACGCACAAAAUUACUCCGACUUUUUCGCUCAAGACCACAGUUACUGGUAUUUCGCGAUUUUGCGACCAUAGCGAUAACCAGAAUACAUAUCUGUUGCGCCUACUAUCGCCAAAUUCACCCAAGACAUCCCUCCCGCUGACGUCACUCACCGACCUCUUCUCACUCACCUUGACCCAACCACACCACACCUAUCUUCUCAGCUUUCUCACGACUCUCUCAUCACCCCAAAUAAAAACAGCAACCAUGCCACCCCGCCGCUCCACCCGAGCGACAACCAAGGCCGCCAGCCAAUCCAAGCUGAACUUCUCCAACAAAAUCACCAAACCGCUCCCCUCCCGCUCCAAUCAAAAAGACAAGGCUGUCAAGCUUGAGGAAGCCAUCACAAGAACAGCCACCCCCUCCCCUCCCCCCUCCUCCGAGCCAGCUCCUGAACAAGAACUUUCGCCGGCAGAGGUCAACGCGGCAAAGGUUUCGCAGGCGGCGAUUAAUCGUUACUGGAAGGGGAUUGAAGACUCGAGGCUGGCGAAGGAAGUUCACAAGAAGCAUGGGACUGGGUUGGGGACGGGGGAGAAGGUUUUGAGGUAUUUUGACGUUAGCAGUCAGUUUGGGCCAUGUGUGGGGAUUACACGACUCGAGAGGUGGCAGAGGGCGGAGAGGCUGGGGCUCAACCCGCCGAUUGAGGUGCUGGCGGUGAUUGUCAAGGAGGGGAGGGGGGAGGAGAAGGCGCAUUUGGAUCAGUUGUUGAGUAGUACUGCGAUUGGGGAGAGGGAGUAAAUUUCAACAGGAGGGGGGGAAUAUGCGAAAUGACAUGGAGUUUUGGAGUUGGGGAACUGCUUUCGGGGGAAGGGGAUCACAACAGGGAAACAAGGGCAGGAUUUGGAAGGGAGAUGUUAUCAGGGGAGGAGAAUUUGUGCCAACAUAAUCGAGUUGCUACGCAUCCUUGCUGGAUAUGCACCUUGCUGAUUACAUGUACUUUUUACAUAGCUUGACAUCACAGAUACAGGUCAUCGCAAACAGAACGAGCAACAUAAUUUCGCUCUAUUCUAUAUUCUAUCAA
Podospora pseudocomata is the source of this 1159-nucleotide messenger RNA. RefSeq lists its product as uncharacterized. Gene Ontology annotation, molecular function: DNA-directed DNA polymerase activity. The transcript has 2 exons. The coding region runs from base 1 to 876 and encodes 291 amino acids. NCBI's taxonomy places the organism in Eukaryota, Fungi, Ascomycota, Sordariomycetes, Sordariales, Podosporaceae. Gene Ontology annotation, biological process: DNA-templated DNA replication; DNA synthesis involved in DNA repair. Gene Ontology annotation, cellular component: delta DNA polymerase complex. The record is from RefSeq and is a predicted model, not a curated record.